This is a messenger RNA of Moneuplotes crassus, 3678 nucleotides long. The record is from the annotation of a GenBank genome assembly. Lineage: Eukaryota; Ciliophora; Spirotrichea; Euplotida; Euplotidae.
UAUCACUAAAAUAAAAGAAAAUUUAAGAUGAAAACAGCAGAGAGAGAAGAAGACCCGAACAUGAUUAGAAGUGACAUGUGGCUAGAUACAGAAUCCUAUCGUUCAGGAGAUAGGCAACUAGACAGACAAGGCAGUGCUCUGUAUUAUCAAGAUCCUGACAUCGAGAAUUUAUCUAGAUUUGAAGAGGAGGAAGAGAAGCUAGAUUCAUUCUUUCCGAGCUUUAUCCAUGCUUUGAAAAAUGGGGACACCCUUGAGAAAAUCAAAAAGCUAACGGAAGACUACAAAACGGAGAUUAAGGCUGAGUACAGGCCUAUGCUUAUACAUCUCAUUGUGCUAUAUGACAAAAAGGAGUUCUACGAGCCUGUCAAUGAAUAUUUUGAUGAAAUUUCAGGAAAUAUAAAUAUGGAAAAUAAAUUGGUCGAGCAAGAGCUCCCAGAAGAGUAUGAAGAGUUAGUUAGCAAUGAAAGUGAGAUGAGUAAUGUCAGAGAGAUGUCUUUAAAAUUAUGAUUAAAAGAUCAGAUAAAACCAGUGCUGAUGGAUAUUCUUUCGAAAGACUCUCAAGAACUCAGCCUCCGAUUGGAUGAUCUCUUCUCACUAUUUGACAUAGGCAAGGCCUUUCUUUUUAAGGCACUGAAUGAGGGAAUAAAGAUGGAUAGAGUCAGCAAAUCUGUCCCAAAUGUGAUCAUUGAGAAGUUCAGAGAUGAGCAUGCAAUCCAUUCUUUUCGCAAAUUGGACUCAAGCAGCAAGAUUACCUACGUAGAUGUCAUGUUUGUUCUCUUGGAAAGAGGCAAAACUAAUGUUGAAUGAAGGAAAAUUAUUUCUAAAAUUACCGAUCGCAAUAUUCUUGCUGAAAUAAUUGCAUUACUUAUCGUCAAGAAUAGAUACACAUUAGUGGAUGAGCUAGAUUUUGAGUACGAUGAGAAAUUUGUUCAUAUUGCUCUGGAGAAUGAUUGAUAUGACGUUGUUUUCCAUUUAAGAAACAAAUAUCCUCAAAGUUUCACCAGAUCUGAAUCCUCAUUUUUGGAGUACAUCCUUCUGUCAUUUACAAAAUCAAAUCAUUGUUGGCUAGCGAAGUGCUUUAUGCUGAAGACAGUGAUAAAUCAUUUGAGCUACAGGAGAGCUGAGGAUUUCCUGUUCACUAUUUCAGGUAAACUAGAUAGGACAGACCCCAAGGAUAGUCCUUUGUACUUCACUCCAAAUUUGCUUUUAUUAAUACUGAAUAUGUAUGAAAUUUGAGUAUUGAUCACUAGAGAGUACCCAUUCUUAAGCGCCCACACUGAAGGAAUCAUCGAAAAACUGACUGAGAUCGGCAGUAACUUUAUCAAAGGAAUCGAUGAUGAGGAGAAAUUAAGAGCCCUUGUUUUUGAGAGGGAUUUUGAGUAUAGAGACUCUUUAGAACUCCUCUCCCAGUACGAUAUUUCUGACAUUUUGAACAAUAAAAAUAUGGAAAAAAUUGCUCUAGAGCUUUGGAGCUCAGAAUAUGAUGUUAAAGGAAAUGUAAUGGAAUGAUCAUCUGCUCUUUCAAUCAUCACUUGGAACACCUUCAACAAACCGAGAGACUUGGUGGAAGAAUAUAUGUUCUACAAUUUUUCGUUUAGGAAAAAGUACGCUCACCAUCUUUUCCAAUACCAAGUUUGGAAAAAGUCGAUGAUGGCAAAGUUUUUAACUGAAGCUUUAUUCUUAGUAAUUCUGACAUUGUUAUUCCAGUAUUUCUUAGUUGCAGCCUUAAGAUCUGGCCAUGAACUUUUGACUGUUUACAAUGAGGCUGUAGAUGCCAAUAGCACUCAAGAAGCCAUUGAUGCUGCUCUUGAAGAGCAUCAUUCAGCUGCUAUAACAUUCUACACUGAUAUGGAAAUUACUGAAUAUUUGUCAAUAAUUGCUUUCUUUUAUCCCGUAAGGAUUCUUUUGGAGAUUCUUUAUGCAACAGUUACGAAAAGAAGCAUGCAGUUUAUAAACUUCACCAACUUAUGUGACAUCACCUUCUGCCUCAUGUUCUUAAUCAGACUUGGAAGAGAAUUUGAUAAGUACCAAGAUGGACUAAGCAGCAUUAGUGAUGAAGGCAAGAAAGCUGUUAGAUAUUUUGAGAAUAUCUAUGAAUUCGCUGAUGAUGAGAUCCUUCUAGAUGUUUUAUAUGCCAUCGCAAUGACAGCUCUCUGGCUGAGGAUCCUCUAUAUGUUCAGACUGACCAGAUUCUUAGGUCCUCUUUUGAAAAUGAUCUUCAGUAUGCUCUGGGACAUCACUAUUUUCAUGAUACUGUUUGUGAUUAUUCUGGUGAUUUAUUCAUCGUUGGCUGUACUAUUGUUUUAUACAGAAGAAGGAUAUGAGAAUUUCUAUGAUGCAAUGGUCACUUUAUUUGGCUCAGCUUUAGGAAACUUUGACUUUGCAAGUCUAGACGGUUCCAAUAAAGGAAAAGUUGCUGGAGAAAUAUAUUUGAUAUCAUUCGUUAUACUUUGAAAUAUUCUUAUUUUAAAUCUAUUGAUCGCUAUUCUUUCUACUACUUAUGCUUCAUUGGAAGAAAAGAAGGUUGUACUGUAUAUCAAUGAAAUUCUCAAACUAAGAUCUUCUCUUGAGUAUGAAAAGAGGGCUAGUGGGUUGGUCUCAGCUUUCCCACCAUGGAACAUUUUCCCUCUAAUCUUGUCACCAUUCUAUUUCUUUAUCGAAGAUACUAGAAAAUUCAAUGAGAUAGUAUGCCACAUCUGUUAUUUCCCUGUAUUAAUCCUAAUUGUUAUUAUCUUUAUUAUUGGAAACCUGAUAGUAUUACCAUUAGCUUAUUUCAAGGGAAUAUUAGUAAAACUUCAGUUCUUGUUCAACAAGAAAGUUGAAGUCACAAUGUGAAAGAGGAUCAACACCUUCUUCAUCUUCUUAAUUGGAGGUCCAAUUAUUUUAUUAUUGAACCUGUGUGUUGAUGUCUAUAUGUUCUUCCUUCAUUGCUAUGACCCAAAUAUUAAUUACAGAAAGGAAAAAUCUAAGGUUCAGUUCAUUUCUUCAAGGGCUUACCACCAACUACAAGCCAAAUUUGAGCAAGACGUGAAGAAAAAUAUUGAAGCAGUCUCUUUUGUAGAGACUGCAGAGUACUGUAGAGGAAUGCUGGGUGUUGUUGAACUACUUAGACAAGUUAUUUUUAUAGCAAAUAAUGAUAAUAACAUCUCCUCCCAAAGGCAGAUCCUUUCUCUCCAAGAGUAUGGAAAAGUUAAGAAUGUUUUAUUUGCCUCCUCUGUAAAGCAUGGGAGUCAGAGAUUUAUAUUCCCAAUGAUACUUAAAUUCAUUUUGAAAGAGUUAAAGGUCAACUCAAGAAUUCGCCUGAUUUUGAAACAAUCAUACAAAACCUCUGUUCGUAAAUCAACUGUGAUGGCCGAGGAUAAGGAAUAUUUUAGAGAUAGUUCAAAAGAUUACCUGAGACAGUUCCUCCAAAUCUCGCUUGGAGAUGUCAAUGAAGCCAUCAAGCUUACACAUAACGAUGAAAUUUCCUUAGAGAGCAUAAAAGAGACAUUUGAGUUAGUCCUCUUUGAGAAUAGUAAAGAAGGGAAGAAGAUAGCUGCUAAGCUUAAUCAUAAGACACCUUUCAGGAGAAAAACAACUCUGAUGUCUCGGUCUGGCUCCAAAUGGAACCUUUCUCACAAAGAGGAUGAAGAUAGCUUGUCAGAUUAAUUUUUUUUGUUAAAAUGUAUGCAAUUAUUA